UGUUCCACUAUGGCAGCUGUUUUGUGUCGUGUUCAGUUGACAUCCAAAGAGCCAGAUACACGGUACUGGAAAACAUAAGCAUUAUGUGAGUGUUUCUGGUCAUAUUGAGUUUUUGUGACAGACAACCCAGAUGUCAAACUUUAUCCCCAUGGUGUCAUCCUCGCCUCCUCCUUUAGAAGAUGGGGGAGGGUUCAAUGACUGGGAUGAUGAAGAUGAUGACUUUGGGACAUUUGCAACUGCCACAAUUGGAAAUGAUUUCCAAUCCUUUUCUGACCAAUCUUCAGCUGAUCAAUGGAAUAACAUUCCUAAUAUGCCAUCACCUCCAAAUUGUGAUUUUGGAAAAUUUGCUGAUUUCAGCAACUUUUCCAGUGACUCAAAGGUGGAAAGUAUACAAAAUGGUGACGUCACAACAGAUGCAGUGAAUAACAGUACAAUCAGUAUCGAUUCCAAAGAGGGAGACAAUGAAGAUGAUAAUUCCCUAAAAUCAAGUGGUAUGAAGUUAUCAUUAAGAACAGCGAAUGAUUUUGUAAAUAAUGACAUCAUUCAAGAGAAUGUGGUAAUGUCCUGUGAUGAUAGUGAACAGCAGAUGAAAAUGCACAAAAGUCAGUCAGGUAAUCUAGACAGCAUCAGUAGUGUGAUAUCUGCAGGGGACUCGGGACUUUGUAGCACUGACAUAUCACCUGUCCCUCAAUCUGAUGAUAAUGUCGAACCAGAAGACAAGAGUCAGGAAUCAGACCUGGAUGACUUUGGAGAUUUUCACUCAGAGUCUUCUGUUGGUAAAGAGGCAUCAAGAGGCAGUAUAGAAAACAUGGCAGUGAUAGAGGAAUGGAAAGAAAAUGUGACCAACAAGGGAAAUGUAGAUGACAAAUACCAAAGCAGUUCAAAUUCUGAUGACCAGGUAUCAAAUAGGAUAGGAUCUGAAAGUGUCAAUGACCAAGAAAUCAGAACUAGUCAAAUAAGGGAAGACAAUAUGUGUGGUUCUGUAUCAGAACAGAGAGCACAUGAACAUGAGUCUCCCUUAAGUAACAUGAACCAGAACACAUGUACCUCAUUUUCUGAUACCUCCAAAGAUGACCAUUCCACUGAAGAAAAAUUGACCAUGGAUCCAACUACAGAAGGGACACCACUGGAUGCUAGUCAGAUAACAAUGGAGACUUUUGUAACAGAUCAACAGCCGGAUGUGAACAUAAAGAGGGAGUAUGGCAUGUUAGGUGAAAACUCCGAAACAGAGAAAACAGACAUUGUAAAGGAUACAUGUGUUCAAGAAGAGGUUAUUCUAGAGAGUCAACAGAAUUGUGUGCAUAUGAUUUCAGAUGAAAUGGGUGGAGAGCACUGUCAUAAUAAAAUUGACAGUGACAGUAGUGAUGUUGAAAGGACAGAUAACUCUAAUAAGGAAGAGACAUGGGUAGGUGAGAACAAAGAAUCAACAGAAAUAACAGUGAAACAUUCAGAUGCCCCAGUAUGUGGUGAUGCUGAGCUCAGUGAAACAUUCCAUAAAGUGGAUGACAAUGAAAUUAAUUGUGAAUCCACUGAACAGUCACAAGAGAUGAAAGAUUCUGGAUUUGUUUUAACAGAUUUGAGUUCGUCAGAAGAAGAGAGCUGUGAGAAGAAAGACAAGACUGAUGCCAAAUUAGAGGAAAACUGUGAUAUUUCUAAGAAAAAUGAGGAUGAUAAUGAAAAAUGCAAUGUGAUUGACAAUGAAGAUUUUUGUGAGAAUUCUGUUUCUUCAGAAAAUGAAGAUUUACAGAUGUUAAAGAAUGUCCACCCUAAGCAAGAACUUUCUCAGAUUUCAGAUGACGAGUUUGAUGACUUUGCUGACUUCAAUUCAGCUUCUCAAUUCAGUGUACCAGAUUGUAGUGCGAACAAGUCCGGCAAUAUUCCUGUAGCUAAUUUGUCACCACCAUUUGUUGAGAACAAAUCAGCUACUCUGGACAUCAACAAUGAAGAUGAUGAAGAAUUUGAUGAUUUUGCAGAUUUUCAUAGCAGUAAACCUGUCGAAUUAGAUAAGCCUGUAUCUGAGUCGUUACCACAGACAAUUUCAAAUGGUAAUGAAAAAUCUGGUUCAGAUUUAAACUCAGGAAACUGUGACAAUGAUGUUGAUGAUGAUUUUGAUAGUUUUGCAGACUUUAAUUCACAUUUUUCUUCUGAAUCCAGUAAAAAUGAUUCAGGCACCAGUGCAGUACUAACAGAUAAGACUAAAUCAGGUUCAGUUAGCUUUGAUGCAUUUCCAUCAGCAUCUGCUGCUGAAGGUGAUCAUGAGGAUGAAGAUGAUUGGGCAACAUUCCAAACUCCACCUACACCUGACCAGGUGGGUGCUGGCAGUAAUGAAGAUGACGACUUUGGGGAUUUCGAGGACUUUGAGCAUGCAAGGAAACCCAGGGGCUUCUCAAAUAGCAGUGUUGAGGACUCUUCUGCACUUAAACAGCCAAAACCAGCAGUGACAAAGCCAAUGGUUAAGCGCUCUUCAGGUGAAGUGAUCACAUCAUGUUUCCCGGAAUCAUGUGUGAAUGACCAGGAUAAUAAGACACCUCUUCUUCUAGACGACUGUUGUCAUGGAAAUGUCAGUCCAGAGGACAAGUCGGCGACUGGACCACAGCUAUGGGCCAAGCUAAAGUCUCCUAAUAGCACCAUACAACUGUCAAAGCUGUGGUCAGAAUCUCACAGCAAUAGCAAACUGUUUACAACCCUACGCAUUGACACACGCAAUAUUCUACUAGGUCAUCGCAAGCCAUCAGUUCCCAUGUAUGCCGCCAAUCUGACCCUGUUGGAGCCAACCAAGGGCCCCACACCUCCGGCUGAGGGAAAGUCAGAUGCCAACAAAUUAGUGGACAUGUCAAAAUCGGAUGAUAAGCCAGCCAGUCAGGAUCUCCCGCCUGUACAGUUUGAUUGGAGCAAUAGUGGGCUUACUAACCCCCUGGAAGAUAGGAGAAAAUCAAAUACUGCCAACAGUAAAAGCCUUGAAUUGGAUUUUUUAGUUGUCAAAGAAACAGAAGCGGUGGCGAAGAUGGGAGUCUUUGACUCAGAGUUGAUGCAUGGUCAGCGGGACCCUAAGACAGCCAUGCAACCCCUGGAGAACAUCCUGGCCAACCUGAAGACCAACUCCACCAUGCGACAGGUGCGGCCAGCAGAGAACUUAACCCCAGAAGCAACAAAAGUCAUUAGUUCCCUACCAAACCUUUCAUUUAUGAAGGCAAGAGCUCUCAUGUUCCCAUUUAAACAGAGCUCAGACGUGGCAUGAACAUAACAGACAUUCCAUUGUUUUGAUAUGGUGAAUCUGACCUCGGUCCUGUAGCUCCUCUUCUACAACAACUGUGAUGUGACAUGACACAUAUUGCCAUAUUUCAUGGCUUAGAUUUCACAAAGACAAACCUGAUUCUGCCUAGUGCUAUUGUAGCGUCAGAAUGUCAAUAUGAUGCUACAGGUUGUACACAUGAAAGCUAUAUAGAGAUGUGUAUAGCCAGAGUGUUAACUGGCUUACACUUGGUGUAGUAACCCUAAUUUAACAUGUGUAUGGUGUAGUUUAUUGUCAUGCAAGCAUAAACAGAUGUCAGGGAUAAACAACAUGACAUCUUUAUGCAGUUUUUGUGUUGCUGUUUGAAUAUUUACAGACUGGAAUAGAUAUUAAUUUUCUGCAGGAUUACAAACAUUUUUCUUUUUACAACACUAAUGUGACCACACAGGUUUCUGGAUGAGAUUGAUGUUAUAUUUUGUUAUUGUUUUGAUAUUUAAAGGAUUUUAGUGUUAUAUCAUUGGGCCUUUAUGUGUCACACUCCCACUUGAAAUCUUCACUACAUCGAUAGAAACUUCUUACCUGAUGCCAUGUGUUUUUGUUGUCAUGUGAAGAGAACUGUCAGUUUGUAGAUUAUUUCUGGAUUUCUAACGUUUGGAGCACCAUCUCCAGUGCAUUUUUCACCUGGCAUUUAAAAGGCAAAAGGAGGAAAUGGAAAUCAGAAUUCAUCAAUAUAUAGAAGUCAACAAUAUGGAUACAAUUCUUCCUGAGAGAAAAUCUGCUCAGGAUUUACUGAAAAAAUACAGUUCAUAGAUACCCUUUUUCCAAAAAAAAAAAAAUUCUGUGAACAACUGUGUCGUCCGAUGGUAAAGGUGUGGUUGAAUGUGAAUUGCUUGGUAUCCACUUGUUAAGUGAUGCAUAGAUAGAGUUUUAAAUCUACAAGUUAUUUAUAGAUAAUAGUGUGUUAAAGGGAAGUAAUUCUGUACUAACGAGAAAUAAUUCCAUACUAGUCAUUGUGAACUUCUAGUUAGUGUUCUAUGUUAUGGUGACAGGAUUUAUAUUCAGCUGUAAAAUCAUGCUGCGAGAUUAUUAGUGUUGUACUUAGAAUUUCAGUUAGAUAACAGCCCACACAUAGCUUACUAGUGUCUGCAGCUGGGGAAGGACAUUGCUUCACUAGAAAGGAACUCCACAGCAUAGAAACAUAGAGAUGUUGUGAAAAAUUAUAUAUUUUGAACUUAUUAAUGGUAUGUACCUUUGUCAAAAUGGUGUCAGUUGUUAUAGAUCAUGUUUUUCUGAAAAGUGUGAGUCUCACUUCCAGUUUUUAGCUCACCUGGCCUUAAGGACUGAUGAGCAUAUGUCCUGGCACAUUGUUCGUCAUCCGUCAACUUUUUACUAAAAAUUGCUACUAGUCAUGAUCGACUGAACAGAUUUUGACUACAGAAGCAUCAAUGGGGAAAAGGGAACCUAAAUUUGGUCAAACACAUUCUUGAAUGAAGGGGAAUCAGUUCUUCUUAACAGGUGGAUUUUAGCCUCUUGGAGUGGGGGAUGGGGCCCAAUAGAGCAAAUGUUAGUUCUUAAAAAUCCUUCUUUGUGUCUGUUUGACCACAAGGCCAGGACCCAAUAGGGAAAUGAUUUCAGAAGUUAUUUGUCAUAUUUGAAAUUCUUCGUUAAAUGAUUGAAUGGCUGAGUUAGCGAGGUAAGUGAUGCAGGCCUCUAGUUUGAAAUUACCAAUCAGAAGUUCAUGGGCAUUCUCUUGAAAAAGAGGCAAGAAAUAAAUGUAAAAGUGCAUUAAACAAAAUAGUUGGAAGAUUUUCCAGUUACAAUAUAACAAUGUGAUAUGGAUGGUAUCACCUGUCAGAUACAUUUGUAACUCCACCAGGCACUUGACAAGAUUUUCUGAAGUGACCAACAGUUAUCUGGGUUUUCUAUGUUACUGAUUACCUCUGGAAUUGAUAAGACUAGGAAACCAACGUAACUGUGACCCCACUGACCUUUAGUUGUUAACAACAAUUGUGAUGCAUUCCUGUUCUGAAUUUGAAGCCAGGUAAAUGAAGAGAUCUACUCAAUUACAAAUAUUUUUUUUUUUUUUUUUUUUUGUAAAUCUCUGGAACUAUCAUUUCUUCCAGUUCCACUUUCACUGUGAUUUUUGAGAAUAAUAUAUUCCAAUAUUUUCAGUUGUAAUGUCAGUGCUACAUUUCCAAUUAGAUUAUCUAAACACCAGUAUAUCUGGAUUGGAUCCUCUAUAUAGUAUGUUGAGUUUUACAGAACACUUCAGUUCACUUAUCGGGAAAUUGUACUGUUGUUGACCAUACAUCACGCUGUAUGGACACCCAAAGUACAUCAGUUUACAGAGCAUCUACAAAGUACAAUAAAGUUACGUAGUAUUACCUUCCGAUUCCUUUUCCGUGCUUUCAUUUUAUGCAAAGUUACAGGAAUUUUGUUAUCGCAUUACCAAGAAUAUGUGUCUUGUCUGGUACUUGUAUGUCCACAACCUACUCUGGUUAACAUAGUUACCCAAGAUUGGAACAAGGGCAGUGUUAACGUCCACAAUUUGUGUGUACCAGUACUUAAGCAUUUGUAGAUUACAGGAUUUGAAUCAGAGAAACUUUUUCAAAUGUUGGUCAUGUAGAUAUGUGUUGUAAACAUGUUCAACAUAGUGUACAGGACAUUUUCAUACAAACAUGGUACAAGAUUGAUUCCAUACGUUUUUCUGUAUGGUUAAACAUGUUAGAAUAAAUGUUUUCUGGUAUGAAAUUCAGCAUUUAUUAUGAAUGUACCUGUAGUAACUUUUGUAUUGAUGAUAAAAGAACAUGGGUUUUUAUUUUUAAACAUUAUCCUGUGCAUAUUUUUUGUCAUUUAUCUCUGAAAUGUGUUAACGUUUUUUGAUAUGCCAUGGAAAAAUUGUAAAAUUUGAAGCAACAUAUCCCAACGCUGUCAAAAUCUCAAAAAAAAUGACGACAUUUGUCAGGGGUCCAUAUCAGUGUUAUCACAAGCUCAUCAGAUAUUCACUCACAACUCUGUACUUAUUUGUGAUCAAUUUCAAUAUUAUUUAUUAAAGUGUAAAUAUACACAAUUAUUUACCCUAUCCUAAUUUAACUUAAUUUAUUUCUUCUAACGCCAGCUACAGUAACACCUGUAUGUAGUAAUACUGUUUCUACAAUAAUAAAACCUUUCUCUAGACCAGCCAGAGGUUAUCACUUGAACCCCACUAUGUUGGACACAAAUGAAGCAUGGUUAAGCUGGCAAGUUCUUAGGUACAUGUAUAUAUUAGAGUUUUAUCCCUUAUGCCCUUGUUCAUUGUUUUUGAAACCAGAAGUACUUGGGCUCUUCUAAACUUAUUUUUUUUCAUAUUCAUGAAUCGCCAUCAUGAGGUAACUAAUUCACAUUUGAUUUCCAAGUUUUCCCUUUACUUCCUACUGUCUAUGUUUAUUGUCAGAUUUAAGGGAACUCGCCUUUUAUUAAUCUUUAAAAAAUUGGCAUCAUCAUCAAAUACAUCACUAAAUUUUUUUCCAACCUUUUCGGAGUUGUGUCCCUUCUCUGUUUUAAAUAAGCCUGUGAACCCAGAGUUCCAGUUAUGAUAGAAAAAUUAACUUUUUUAUGUAAUUUGUGAUUUCAAACCAUUCCAUCCAACUCUUUUUCAUUACAAUUGACUUUCCUUUCUCUGUAUGAAAUGGUUUAUGUGAUUGUAAUUGGUGAAGACCAAAUAGCCAGGUUUCAUUGUAAUCAGAAUUUUUUUCAGAUUGAUUGUCAUUGUGAUAAUUUCGACUCUAAUAUUUGAGAUGUGAUUAGCAUUUCACUUGAACUGUAAUAUAUAUAAUGUAAAAGUGCAAUCAGUAAUUGAAAAGAAGACAAAUAUGUAAUAAAACACAUUGUAAAUAUCACGUCUAAUUACAUGUAAAAGUACAGUCUGUUCAUUUGAAUGUCCUGAUACAUAAAGGAAAUUACCUUA
Molecule: messenger RNA, 7178 nt
Organism: Ylistrum balloti
Lineage: Eukaryota; Metazoa; Mollusca; Bivalvia; Pectinida; Pectinidae
Product: aftiphilin-like
Exons: 9
Coding region: 131-3238 (1035 amino acids)
Biological process (GO): intracellular transport
Cellular component (GO): trans-Golgi network membrane; AP-1 adaptor complex
Molecular function (GO): clathrin binding
Source: RefSeq, a predicted model, not a curated record